UGAAAUCAAGUUGUGAAAAUUUAUUUUCAAAAAUAUUUAUGAAUCAUAGUUAAUUUUCAUUCGUAUUACUUGUGUUCAAUAUUGAAAUCUUUUUGCAGCCAAUUAAAUAGCAAAUAUCUUGCCCAGAUUCUAUUUCCACUUGCAUGGUGUGCAUUACUAAGAUUUUGUUCAUUAGAAGUGUAUACCUGAGCCCUUGAACAAGAACUUUUUGCCAUGGGUAUAGACAAGAUUUUGCAAGGAGUUAUGAAAUAUCGCCAGACUUGCCGGGAUGGAAUGGUCCAGCAAUUCAAAGUGGUUCGCAAUGACCCACAUCCAAAAGCCGUGUUCUUCACAUGCAUGGAUAGCCGCAUGCUGCCCACUCGCUUCACUCAGACCAACGUGGGUGACAUGUUCAUUGUACGUAACGCAGGCAACUUGGUGCCGCACGCGAUGCUGUGUGGGGGUGAGGAGAUCACCACGGAGCCUGCAGCGCUGGAGCUCGGCUGUGUCAUCAACGGCAUCAAGCAUGUCAUUGUGUGCGGUCACUCUGACUGUAAGGCGAUGAACAUGCUUCAUCUGCUGCGCAACAGUGACAUGUCAACACGGGAGAUUGUGAAGCAGUCUCCCCUGAAGGCAUGGCUGGUCAGACACGGCCAUGACUCGCUCAUUAAAUACGCACAACUCGAACUCAACGACUUCAAGCAACCGCUCGUGUUUCAGGGCGAGACGCCGUUACGUAGGUUCGUGGCCUACAUCGACCCUGACGACCAGUUCUCCCCCGAAGACAAGCUAUCGCAGGUGAACUGCCUCCAGCAGCUACAGAACAUCGCCAGCUACAACUUCAUGCGUGACGGGCUGGCCAAAGGCCGCGUUUACCUGCACGCCUUUUGGUUCGACAUUUAUUCUGGGGACAUCCACUACUUCAGCAGACAACAGAAGACUUUUGUACCUAUGAACGAGGAUACCAUCGACACACUCAUGGAUGAGGUGCAUAAAUAUUACUCAUGAUGGGUCAGGUGCAGGGAUAUUACUCAUACGUGAGGUACAGUGAUGUUAUGGGGAAGAUAUAUGGAUGGGUAAGGUUUAGAGAUAUUAUUCAUUGUGGGUGAGACACGUACAUAUUAUUCAUGAUGUAUGAGGUUCACAAAUUUUGCAGAGGGGCCUGCAAAAAAUGCCUGUGGAUUACACUCGUAGCACAGUCUGCAAGGAACCUACAUUUUCGUUAUUCACUCAUGAAGUGAAUAAUGAUCGGAGUAUAAAAUGUGUAUUGUGCAUGUUGAUUCUGAAAACCUUGUGCGUGUUGUUCAUGGGAAUUAUUUGUGUUUACGUUGUUACGAGAAUGUUCAAGAUGAUCUGAUAAUUGUUCUAUGUUUUUAUAAUCACAAAUUUUAAUACGUCGAUUUAUUUGUACACAUUUAU
This is a messenger RNA of Hyalella azteca, 1398 nucleotides long. It is a transcript of the gene CAHbeta, whose product is annotated as beta carbonic anhydrase 1-like. Lineage: Eukaryota; Metazoa; Arthropoda; Malacostraca; Amphipoda; Hyalellidae. The record is from RefSeq and is a predicted model, not a curated record. The coding region runs from base 214 to 987 and encodes 257 amino acids. The transcript has 7 exons. Gene Ontology annotation, molecular function: carbonate dehydratase activity; zinc ion binding.